AUGAACCAAACGACUAUUUACAAAAUCACUCAAAUGCAACAACAAAUUUCCCAACUCGAACAAAAAAUCGAAUCACAGACUCAAAUACUUAAGGGAUUGAUGCAUUUAUUAGCACCCUCUUUUGCUCAAAGUGAUAGUAAUGAGAUCAACAGUGAAGUUCUUGAAGCAGCUCAACAAGCAAGAGAAGGCGGUGUUGCCAACUCUCUUAAUCUAAACUUGAUGGGCUUCCGAGACAUUCCUAGAGUACUUGAGGAAGCAACAAAAGCAUUCGGCUCUCAUGGAUAA
This is a messenger RNA of Gilbertella persicaria, 285 nucleotides long. RefSeq lists its product as uncharacterized. The transcript has 2 exons. Bases 1 to 285 code for a protein of 94 amino acids. NCBI's taxonomy places the organism in Eukaryota, Fungi, Mucoromycota, Mucoromycetes, Mucorales, Choanephoraceae. The record is from RefSeq and is a predicted model, not a curated record.